AUGUUUCAUACUUUAUUCCCACUAUCAAGUCCUGUCUCUCCAAUAACUAAUAUGCUUCCUCUAUCUUUGGCGCUUCUCGUUUCUCUUAUUAAGGAAGCUUUUGAGGACUGGCAAUGUAUCAAUGAAGAUGUUGAAAAGGACGAUAUAAAUGAUGAAAUUCAAGAGGACGACAUAAAUGAUAAAAUUCAAGAGGACGACCUAAAUGAUAAAAUUCAAGAGGACGACGUAGAUGACGAAUUUCAAGAGGACGACAUAGAUCUAGAUGAUGAAUUUCAAGAGGAGGAUAUAGAUGGUGAAUUUCAAGAGGACGACGUAGAUGAAGAAUUUAUGGAGGAUGACAUAUCUAACGAAUUUCAAGAGGACGAUCUGGAUGCUUUACUCCUAGAAGACAAACUUGAAUGA
This is a messenger RNA of Vicia faba (fava bean), 402 nucleotides long. NCBI's taxonomy places the organism in Eukaryota, Viridiplantae, Streptophyta, Magnoliopsida, Fabales, Fabaceae. The record is from the annotation of a GenBank genome assembly.